AUUUAUCUGGACCUAUGGCACCGGCCCAUUCUCAUUAUGAUGCAGAAACAAGAGAAUAUUUUUCUUUUGUUCCUAAUGCUGGUCCUAAAUCUGAGUAUAAUGUAUUUUCUAUCAAAACUGAUGAAGAAACCGGAAAACCUAUUACGACUAUUCUUGCUACAAUUCCAUCAAAUUUAGCGUAUAUUCAUAGUUUUUCUAUUACGAAAAAAUAUCGCAAUUUUAUCCGAUCAUUUGUCCCAUGGGAUCCUAACAAGAAGGCGCAUUUCUACGUUAUUGAUCGUAAACUUAAAAAACAUGUGGCAACUUAUACCUCACCAACGUUCUUCUGUUUCCAUACCAUAAAUGCAUAUGAUGAAGAUGAUGAUAUAAUUAUUGAUUUACCUCAAUAUAAAAAUAAUAGUAUUAUUUUCCAACUUACAAUAGACCGACUUUUGGAAUCUUCCGAAAAUGAUGCUGAAAAACUACUACCAAAAUUCGAUUUAGAUAGCGUGAAUUUGAAAUAUGGUAGUGGAAAUUUUCCGAAUGCAGAAAUUGCGUUCGCAAUGCCUGAAGACUUGAAUGUUGAACUUCCAGUGGCCAAUUUUUCAAGAUAUUAUAUGAAAAAGUAUCGAUACGUUUAUGGUGUCUCACGUUCAGAUUCGGAUUCUCACUUUCUAUUUGAUCGCCUUAUAAAAAUUGAUCUUCAUCAAACUGACAACGAAUCAUCUAGUCAUAAAAUCUGGCAACAAUUUGGAUGCACACCUAGCGAACCAAUUUUCGUUUCUGCACCAAAUGCU
Racocetra fulgida is the source of this 776-nucleotide messenger RNA. NCBI's taxonomy places the organism in Eukaryota, Fungi, Glomeromycota, Glomeromycetes, Diversisporales, Gigasporaceae. The record is from the annotation of a GenBank genome assembly.